AUGGUGGCGAGCGGAGCUCUUGGAUUAAGUCGAUCGGCACCAGCCGCUGCGCUGACGAGUGUCCAUCUGCCUUACGAAGACCAGAAUUGGACAGUAUAUGCAGGUGAGCGCGCCAAUGCGGCAUCGGUGCUCUUGGCUGGCGUGCCUCCGCGAAAACAGACCACGACAUUGUUGACGCUGGAUGAUCCCUAA
Molecule: messenger RNA, 192 nt
Organism: Phytophthora nicotianae INRA-310
Lineage: Eukaryota; Oomycota; Peronosporomycetes; Peronosporales; Peronosporaceae
Exons: 1
Coding region: 1-192 (63 amino acids)
Source: RefSeq, a predicted model, not a curated record